AUGAACGAGACAGGUGAGGUUAUACAGUCCGUCUUGAUUGGCGUCGUCGUCGCCAGUUUCUUUCUCAAGACCUGUCGAGUUUUACAGGUCAUUGGAUUUUGUAAGAAAUGCUUGGUUUGCAAACACAACAGAGGAAUCAUACACAGAAUCCUCAUAUGGUCCAAAGCUCUGCAUCUGGCCAUGUUCGAUAUCUAUUGUUUAAUCUCUGAGGACUCGAGUGCUAUAGAAUAUGGAAAGAGGCUUCUUCACACCCUUCAUAGCUAUGACGAGAAAUCUUUAGAAUGUAACCUACUCCUAACACUAGCCGUUCUCUGUGAAAAUCAUGGGAAACUAGUUGAUGCAGAGGAACUAUUUCAAAAGGCAGCAGAAAUCAAUAAGGAAAUAGGCAACAGUAGCGAAGAAGCCUUUUGCUACGAGAAACUGGGGAUUGUCUGUAAUUCUCUUGGUAAAACCGUCAAAGCGACGGAAUCGUUCGAGAAUGCUCUGAAGGUCAGAAUACAAGAGGGUGACAAAACUGGACAAGCCAGAAAUUACUCCAACCUUGGGGCCAUGUUUCAGUCUCUUGGUAAAUACAUAAAGGCGAAAGAGUAUCUCGAAAAAGCAAUUUCUAUCACAAAAGAAUCAGGCGACAGGGAUCUAGAAGCGAGUUCUCAUGGAAACCUAGGGACAGUGUUGGAGAGAAUUGGUGAAUAUAACAAGGCAAAAGAGCAUCACGAAAAGUCACUCGCAAUUAAGCAAAAAAUUGGUGAUCAAAAAGGUAAAGCCCCGACUUAUGUGAACCUGGGCAUUGUUUUUCUAUCUCUUGGCGAGUAUGCCAGAGCUAAAGAAUAUUUUGUUAAGGCUCUUAUGAUGUACCAAGAAGCUGGUGAAAAAAUGGGAGAAGCAAUAUGUCACGGAAAUAUUGGAAUAGUUUUACAGCGUCUUGGUCAAUAUCUAGAGGCAAAGAAUUAUCACGAAAAAUGCCUGAAAAUCAGGCACGAGAUUGGUAACAAGGACGGAGAGGCAUCAUCUUAUUGCAACCUAGGAACUGUCUUUCUCGAUUUAGGUGAAUAUACCGAGGCUAGGGGUUAUUUUGAAAGGGCGAUUGAAAUCGUAGUAAAAACUGGUGACAAAUUGGUUGAAGCGAAAUGUUAUGGAAAUCUAGGAAAUGUGUUCCAGCAUCUUGGCAAAUAUCGUAAGGCACAAGAUUAUUACCAGAAAGCACUUUUCAUAGAACAAGAAAUUGGACACAAAAAAGGAGAGGCAGCAUGUUAUGGAAAUCAAGGCAAUUUGUUUCAACGUUAUGGUAACUAUGCAAAGGCUAGAGAUUAUUACGAAAAAGCGAUUAGAAUCCAACAAGAAAUUGGUGACAUCAAUGGUGAGGCUACAUCUUACGAUGGUUUAGGAACUGUGUAUCAAAUUCUGGGUGAUUAUAGCAAGGCAAAAGAUUAUUACGAAAAAGCUGUGGCAAUCAUACGAAAACUCGGGAACAGAAGAGGUGAAGCCUCGUUUCACUUGCACAGUGGAACUUUGCUCCAAUUCCAAGAUGAGUAUUUCAAAGCAAAGGAUCACUACGAAAAAGCACUUGCAAUCGCCCAAGAAAUCGGCGCAAGGAAAGAAGAGGCAUUAUGUAAAGGAAACUUAGGAACUGUAUUUAAACAUUUGGGUGAAUAUGUAAAAGCGAAGGAUUACUACGAGAAAGCACUAACAAUCCAUAAAGAAAUGGGUAAUGGAGGAGGUGAAGCUUCUUGCUAUGGGAACCUCGGCGCUUUGUUUCUCUCUCUUGGAGAAUAUGUCGAGGCACAACAUUAUUUCGAAAAAGACGUGGGGAUAAGAAGAGAAAUUGGAGACAAAAGAGCGGAGGUCACGUCGUACAUAAAUGUCGGAAAUGUGUUUUUCAGUCUUGGAAAAUACAAGAAGGCUGACGAAAAUUUUCAAAAAGCGCUUUCAACUUCAAAACUACUUAGUUACAGACAGGGAGAAGCAGGAUCUUACAGUAUGAUUGGACGCAUUCAUCGCGUUAUUGGCGACCACCAAACGGCCAAAGAAUACUUCGAGAAGGCUAUGUCAAUCAGUGAAGAAUUCGGGGACAAGAAAGGAUUGGCAAGAGAUUAUGAACACCUGGGAAGUUUAUGCAUCUCCCUCAGUCAAAACGUCAAAGCUAAAGAAUAUCUUGAGAGGGCACUUGCCAUCAGCAGAGAGAUUCGUGACGAAUUGCGAGGAAUUGCGUGGUGCUGUUGGGGACAGCGAUCAAUUUAA
This is a messenger RNA of Pocillopora damicornis (cauliflower coral), 2238 nucleotides long. Its product is annotated as tetratricopeptide repeat protein 28-like. Lineage: Eukaryota; Metazoa; Cnidaria; Anthozoa; Scleractinia; Pocilloporidae. The record is from RefSeq and is a predicted model, not a curated record.